Messenger RNA from Trematosphaeria pertusa, 1158 nucleotides. RefSeq lists its product as uncharacterized. Lineage: Eukaryota; Fungi; Ascomycota; Dothideomycetes; Pleosporales; Trematosphaeriaceae. The record is from RefSeq and is a predicted model, not a curated record. The transcript has 4 exons. Bases 1 to 1158 code for a protein of 385 amino acids.
AUGUCCAACGUCAAGAUCCAUGGAAUGUAUUCUUGCCAUUCCCCAUCCCCUCGCGCCUGCAGCUCAUCAGCUGAUGUGACUUUGUGCUCCACCACUUCGACGCACAAGCACCACACAACCUCCAAACAGCAAACCAUACUUCCAUCAAUCUCCCUCGACAUAAGUCAACUGCAGCUGCGCUUGUCCGGGCUGUGGAGUGCAACCUUCGUCGACCUGCUUCUCAACCUUUCUGUAGUGUGCGAUGAGCCCGCAGACGCACACAAGCAGAUUCAAGGCAUAAUUCGGAAGCGCAAGAGGCUUGGUAAGAAGACUGGUGCUACGGCUUCAGGUCUGCGGAAAGUCAUUGCGUACUUUGAGAAUAAGAGAGAUCGGGGUGAGGAUGAGGUUGAGGGCGAAGAAGCACCGCGAGAAGAAGAGAGACAGAUGCGAGAUGAAGAAGUGGCCCAAGAGGAAGCUGAAGUUGAGGACGAAGAAUACCAAGAUGGCUCGUCGAAUAUAUCCCGCUCCGAAGGCGCACAGACACCUCAGCGCAAGCGUCGCAGGUCCUUGGAAGAGGAGGACGACGAGGAGAUCAGUCAGCGCCGCUCCAAGCGCAUUCGCGCAAAAGGCGGAGUGACGAGUGCCACUUUGGAACUAGAAGGUGCUAGUGGAAUCGCUGAGGAUGACAAUGAACUACCUCCAAUUGUUUUGGACGAUUGGGCCUGGGUCUUCGAUGACUUAGACAUAGGACCGAGCGUCCAGGCCAGAGUUGCAACUUCACCACAACCGCCGGUCUUCCCCACAAUCCCUUCUACCGUCGACCAAGGCACUCAGACCGGAGGCAAGCUUCUGAUGGGUCCCAAUUCCCACCACCCCAAAGCGGUAGUUCCAGGAUACGACAAGACCGAGGACCCAUUGAGUGUCUUUCACUUCGGCGACCUACGCCCCAUCCCCGAAAAUUUGAGCUUAGAUGAAGAAAUCGAGCUUAUGUCCAUCCGCAUGGCCAUGGCCCAGGCCAGCGAGAAUCGGUACAUUUCUAGGGGCAUAAAGCAUCAACUCCAUAACAUCAGGGUCUUGCAGAAGCUGAAGUCAGACCAGGAUGCAGCUGACAAUGGAGGUGAUGAGGAUAACGCAGGAAGCAACAGGGGAAAGCAAUCGGCCGAGCAACGGAGAGGGUAA